AUGGAAGAUUUGGAGACUAACUUAAUCCAGACACGCAAAGCAUGUAGAAUAGAGCAAAUGGUAGCAAAAUGGCUUCAUCGCUCUGGGGAUGGUGCAUCCAGGAGCAGAGUGUCUGUGACAGACAGCACCACUCAUGGCAGUGGCCAGCCUGCCAGCCGUGUCAAACUUACUGUCACAGUAUACAAAGAUUUGGUCCUCCAUCAGUACGGCUUUGAGAUUUGUCCAAACCUUCCUCUAACGAUUGCAUCUGUCACUGCAGGGAGCACCGCUGACGGGAAGCUGCAGCCAGGCGACCAGCUCCUCCUGAUAAACUCCACCGCAGUGGAUGAUCUGUCUGUUGAACGAGCAGCGGACAUAAUCAGGGAGGCCGGCGACGAACUCCUCCUAACCAUCCUGCGCUGCAUGUCGGGUGGGCCUAAGUCAUCAUUUCUUACUGCAGAGAAGAGGGAAAGGCUAAAAACAAAUCCUGUGAAAGUACGGUUUGCAGAGGAAGUUCUGGUGAAUGGAAGCACACAGGGGAAUUCUCUUCUUUGUAUGCCCAACGUUCUCAAGGUAUACUUGGAAAAUGGACAGACGAAGGCUUUCAGGUUUGAGACAAGCACUACUGUGAAGGACAUUGUUCUCACCUUGAAAGAGAAGCUCUCCAUCCGGAGCAUUGUGCACUUUGCCCUCACUCUGGAGGAGCAGUACAACAUGGCAAAGAUCCACUUGCUGCAUGAGGAGGAGCUCAUUGCACAGGUGGUCCAGAAAAGAGAAUCUCGUGACUACCGGUGCCUCUUCAGAGUUUGCUUUGUCCCAAAGGAUCCCUUAAACCUCCUGCAGGAAGACCCAGUUGCCUUCGAGUAUCUCUACCUGCAGAGCUGUAGUGACGUGCUUCAGGAAAGAUUUGCUCUGGAAAUGAAAUGCAGUGUGGCAUUACGUCUGGCUGCUCUGCUCAUACAGGAGAGGAUCUAUGCUUGUGCUCGGCCACAGAAAGUGUCCUUGAAAUACAUUGAGAGAGACUGGGGAAUUGAAAACUUCAUCUCACCAACAUUGCUUCGAAACAUGAGAGGGAAGGAUAUCAAGAAAGCCAUCAGCUACCACAUGAAGCGGAACCAGGUGCUACUGGACCCUCAGCAGAAGCAUAUGCUCGCAGCAGUCCAAGUGCGCCUGAGCUACCUGCAGAUACUGGGAGACCUGAAGAUGUACAAUGGGAAGAUCUUUAAUGCCACCCUGAUGCUACAGGACAAAGAAUCGUAUAUUGCCUUGCUGGUGGGUGCCAAGUAUGGGGUGAGCCAGAUUAUCAGUAAUAAGCUUAACAUCAUAACCAGUCUGGCAGAGUUUGCAAACAUCAGCAGGGUGGAGCUUAUAGAGGAGUCUGAAAAAAUCAGUAUGGUGAAAAUCUUCCUGCAGGACCUGAAGCUGCUGACUCUGCUACUGGAAUCCAACAGUGCAAAAGAUCUUGUCUGCCUCAUCAUUGGCUAUUACAGACUGUUUGUGGAUGCAAAUGUCUCCAUAUUUACCUGGGGAGAGAAAAAACAGCAGCUGCACCAUGUCUCAGCUGAAGAAGGCCACAUGAUGACAUCCCCAGAGGGUACAGACAACUCUUCCUGCACCCUAAAGAAACUAAGGUGUUACAGCCUGGGGGAAAACCUGAUGACAAAGCAGACAGCAAGUGAGAAGCACAGAAGGGAUAAGGAGCUGACACAUGCCAAGAGCCUGCAAAAGAGGAGAUCUUUCCUGAACACUGAUUAUACUUCACAGGUCACUUCUCCCUUAGCUUUGCCAGGCUCUCUGCAGAGCUGCUGCUCUUGGCCACUGCACUCACCACUGUUUGCUCAGCCUCCUGCUCUACCUUCCUUAGAGAGCAUCAAGAAUGAUGCAGAGGUGGGACGCCUUGCUGCCACCCAGGCCCCGAGGGAUGCUGCUGGCACAAACCUAUCUUCUGACCUGCUGGAAAUGGAGCCUGACACCAUGGAAACCAAAUCAGUGACUGAUUCGGUGGUUUCUUCCUUUUCAGCUGUUUGCCUGCAGGGUGACCAGCACAGGGAGGGGAGUGGAGGUGUUGCCAUGCAUGGGGACAAUGGCUGCCAACCUGCACAUGCUGUACAUCCAACUUUCCUGUCUCUAGAGGAAGCUGUGCCCCUUCCUGGGGGACAAAGCAGAGCUGCCAGGAAGGCAAAUACUGGGUGGCAAAGUGUGGAGAGCUGUGUGGCUGCCGCAGGCUGGCUGGCCCAAGUGGCACUAGAGGAGGUGGGUGAGGCAAUGGCAGCCCAGCAAAAGGCUGGUGAUGUACUGCCAUUCCUGGGCCAAGAUGUGACCUACCCUGCUGAUGAACACACCCUGCCACCAUCAGCUCAGGGUCCCAGUGUGGCUUCUCCCUGUGAGGUGGCCCAUUACCAGGAGCUGCUCCCCGCUGCUGGGAGGCGAGCAGCAUGUGAGGAGCUUGUCCCGACUCCCUGUGAAGAGAGAAAAGCUAACUGUGACAGCUGUACUGGAAACAGCAGUGACAGUGCCUUGUUACAGGCAAAAAGCAGAGAAGUGGUAAACAAGCAGAGUUUAUGGAAAGCGCACAAUAAAAAUCAUGUGGGUUUUCCAGAUGCAACCAAGCUCUUAACAGAUUGCAGCAGCAUUUCAGAGGUUAUAACUUGCCUCUCCUGGCUCUCAUUUGGAAUGAGGACAGACCUCACAUCACCCAGCCCAUCUCAGAAAAGCACAGAGCGCCCACUAGGGUUUUUGACCUCUCAGAAGACCAGUGGGUGCCUGGGGGCUGAUGCUGGCAGAAGGGAGAUGCAAACAUUCCCAGCUGGACCACCCUUUGAGGAAGAGCUGGUAAGCAGCCAGAGACUGGAUGAAGGAGAGCCCAGAAAAGAUGUAGGAAAUGUGACUCAUGAACAGCCACAGCCUGUUCAGACUCCUCUUCCCAGACAACAGGCUACUGAGGUAGGAAAAGACUGUCCUCUGACUCCAUCUCUAGGGCUUUCCGUUUCCUCGGACCCAAUUCCCUUGGUCUCAUUGAGAGCAGGAGACUGUGGGGUUUCAAAGCACUCCUUCCUCUGCUUUAACCACGCAAAGGAUGAACAGACCCCUUGUGACCCCAUCUUGGCCAGGCCUUUGAGUUUUUCCACAGUGAAGACCUCUCCUCCACAGCUCAGGAUGGACAAAUGCAGCUGUCAGCUGUCCUUUAUCAACUGCUUCCAUGGGCCUGAUGAGAAAAGGGAAUGUGAAACCACAAUCCCCAUGUGCAGCACGUUUCUGGGGCCCCUCACCAUCCCACCAUCCAGCAACCACAGUCUUCCUGGGACCCCUGUGGGCAGUUAUCCCAUCUCCCUUGCUAGGGAUGUGGCGUAGUGGGACCCGCAUGUCCAAGCUCUUGGCCAGCUGAAGGACCAAGCACGUAUGAGCCCUGCAGAUUUCUCCUGCUUCCUGGCCUACACCACAGAGCUUCAGGAGGUUGUGGGGAAGCUGUCUGGGAACCAAGCAACCCACAUGCAAGAUCAGUGUGCAGAGCAGGGCGCUGAGAGCAAGGGUGCCCUUGGCUUAGCCUGCCAGGACCUGCUGUCCAGCUGCCAGGAGCUCCUGAAAACAGAGCAGCCCCUCAAAGAGCUGCAGGAUGUGCUGCGAGUGACGUUCGACCACCUGGUUCAUCUGGCAGUGGCCUGCUUCCAGGUGACACACUGCCAGCUGUGCAGGCAGCAGCAGCCAGAGCUCAGGGCUGCAGUCCUUGACGUGGUGGGCACCUACCGCCAGCUUAUGCAGGCUGUUAACCAGCAGCUUUGCAGGCAGGGCUGCCCAGAUCUGGGUGCCAAGCUCCUUGCCCACCAAUACACAGCCUUUACAGCCGCCAUGUUUUGUCUCAUGCAGCAACUCAGGGUACCCCCAUUGUUUUGA
This is a messenger RNA of Eurypyga helias (sunbittern), 3870 nucleotides long. RefSeq names its product FERM and PDZ domain containing 1 (gene FRMPD1). Gene Ontology annotation, cellular component: cytoskeleton. The record is from RefSeq and is a predicted model, not a curated record. The transcript is spliced from 14 exons. Gene Ontology annotation, molecular function: protein binding. NCBI's taxonomy places the organism in Eukaryota, Metazoa, Chordata, Aves, Eurypygiformes, Eurypygidae.